This is a messenger RNA of Schistocerca piceifrons (Central American locust), 1304 nucleotides long. RefSeq names its product aspartate aminotransferase, cytoplasmic-like. Gene Ontology annotation, molecular function: pyridoxal phosphate binding; L-aspartate:2-oxoglutarate transaminase activity. Gene Ontology annotation, cellular component: cytosol. The record is from RefSeq and is a predicted model, not a curated record. The coding region runs from base 51 to 1304 and encodes 417 amino acids. The transcript is spliced from 8 exons. Gene Ontology annotation, biological process: L-aspartate biosynthetic process. NCBI's taxonomy places the organism in Eukaryota, Metazoa, Arthropoda, Insecta, Orthoptera, Acrididae.
GGAGGUGUCGUCGCCCGUUUAUAUUGGCAUUCAGACAGCGCAACACAGCCAUGGCUACGAAUGGCGCGGCCUCGGGACACGAGAAGUCUGUGUUAGACCCGGGUCAAGCUGCGCCCCCGGUGGAACUCGUGAAAAUGAGGAUAGACUACAUGCAGGACACCAACGAGAACAAAGUCGAUCUCGGUGCGGGAGCUUACAAGGACAAUGAAGGCAAGCCGUGGGUCUUACCAAUAGUGCAAAGAAUUGGAGAGAAAGUGGCUGCUGACAAAAGCCUGAACCAUGAAUAUCUAAUGCUUCUUGGGAUUGAGUCACUCAGUUCUGCUGCCACUAAACUUCUGUUGGGUGAAAAAUCAAGAGCUGUUCUUGAAAACCGGGCCUUUGGCGUGCAUUCACUCAGUGGGACUGGGUCAUUCAGAAUUGGAUCAGAGUUUCUGUCAAAAAUACUAAACUUCAAUAUUGCUUAUGUUCCCACUCCAACAUGGGAUAACCAUCAAAAAAUUCUACAAUUCUCUGGCUUUGGUGAUAUACGGCAGUACCGAUACUGGGACAAUGCAACAAGAUCUUUGGAUAUUAAUGGUCUGAUAAGUGAUCUUUCUACUGCACCAGAAAAUUCUGUCAUUGUGUUACAUUUGUGUGCUCAUAAUCCAACUGGUUGUGAUCCUACAAAGGAACAGUGGAUUAAAAUUGCUGAUGUCAUGCAGGAGAACAAGCUCUUCCCUUUCUUUGAUGGAGCUUAUCUUGGCUUUGCAUCUGGGGACUUGGAUGAAGAUGCUUGGCCUGUUAGAUACUUUGAAGAGAGAGGUUUCGAACUGUUUUGUGCACAAUCAUUUUCAAAAAAUUUUGGCCUAUACAGUGAAAGGGUUGGAAAUCUGGCAGUAGUACCCAAAAACAUCCAAGACAAAUUAAAAAUACAAUCUCACUUGCACACUAUCGUCAGAGCAAUGUAUCUGACUCCACCAGCUCAUGGAGCUCGAGUAGUUGAUUGUAUACUUAAUGACCCAGAGCUGACUAAAGAGUGGAAAGAAUGUUUGCAGAGCAUGACAAAACGUUUGCAGAGCAUUAGAUCAGAGUUUAAGCUGUCUCUUGAAAGGCUGAAGACCCCAGGUAACUGGGACCACAUAACUGAACAUAAAGGAAUGUUCUCUUACACUGGCCUCACAGCCCAGCAAGUUGACUACCUGAAGGAUAAAUGGCAUGUUUAUCUUAUGCGGAGUGGGAGAGCAAAUAUGUGUGGUAUAAACACACACAAUGUCAGUUAUGUUGCAAAGGCAUUUAAUGAUGCUAUCAGAAAUGUGUCUCAAUAA